CAGCGUAGUACGAGCUCAAGGCCGCGACGGCGGUAGUGGCGGUGGGACACGCGCGCGGGCCGGCGCGGCGCGGCGGUCGGGCGGCGGGGCUGGCAGUGGCGCGGCGGGCGGCGGAGCGCGUGGGGUGGCGCUGAGGUGGGCUGGGACAGACGGACGGUGUGACGGCACCGUGACACCGCCGUGACGACCCCGUGACGGAGGCCACCUGCGCCCGGUGACGCGGUGUGCUGCACGGAAGAAGCUACGGAGCCGUGUACGACUACGGUAAACCGCGCCGGCCUACGGACGACUCGAGAGUCCACCCAGCUGCCCAGUGCCGACCCCGCCGAACAGCCCGCCGACUUAAAAAGGCCACCCGGUCACUCCAGUGACCCAGUCACUCCAGCAACCAGUGACUCAAUCACUUCAGGGGCAGAAUACUCCAGUGACCCGACUGCUCCAGUACUCAGUGUCUAGGAGUUCCGGGAUUCCACGGCGGAGUAUCGCGGCGAGCUGACUCCAAAGAUGGAGGUCCGGCGCCGCUCAGACGAUUCGGGCUCUGAGAUUGAAGUGGAUAUCACAGACUCCGAGACAUGGGACCACAAGUAUACGAUGUACAAGUUGGUGAUCCGGCGGUACAGCCAGAGCUGGUUUGUGUACCGGAGAUACAGCGAGUUCUACAGGCUCAACGAACAGCUGAAGAAACUGGUUGCAAUGGAGUCUCACAAGCUGCCUGGGAAGCGGAUGUGGGGUAACCUGGAUCCCGAGUUCGUCCGCUCCCGUCAGCUGGGCCUGGAGGAGUUCGCCAGGGGUCUGGUCACCGAUGAACGCACCCGCACACUAACGAUUGUCCAGGAGUUUCUGCAGCUCCACCACCGCUCCUCUGACUCGGAUGAGAACCUCACUGACGACUCGGCGCCCUCCAGCGGUGACGAGGUGUUUCUCGGCAGCAGCGAACGUAGCCACGCCCGGCCGAGCGACUUCGAGUUUCUCCGUGUGAUCGGCAAGGGCAGCUUCGGCAAGGUGUUCUUGGCGCACCAUCGGGCGGAGGGGACCAGCUACGCCAUCAAGGUGCUACAGAAGAGGAUGAUCGUGCAGCGGAACGAGACCAAGCACAUCAUGUCCGAGCGGAACGUGCUGCUGAAGAACCUGUACCACCCGUUCCUGGUGGGACUCCACUACAGCUUCCAGACCAAGGAUAAACUGUACUUUGUGCUGGACUACGUCAGCGGCGGAGAGCUGUUCUAUUACCUGCAGAAGGAGCGAGUGUUCACUGAACAGCGGGCGCGGUUUUACGCCGCCGAGACCGGGUCGGCGCUGGGCUAUCUCCAUUCGCAGGGCAUCAUCUACCGCGACCUCAAACCAGAAAACAUGCUACUGGAUAAACAGGGUCACGUGGUGCUGACGGACUUUGGGCUGUGUAAGGAGGGCCUGAUCGGCAGUACUCAGACGUCCACAUUCUGCGGGACACCCGAGUACAUGGCGCCGGAGGUGCUCAUGAAAAUGCCGUAUGAUCGGGCGGUCGACUGGUGGUGUCUGGGCGCCGUUCUCUACGAGAUGCUGUACGGGCUGCCACCAUUCUAUAGUCGCAACACUCACCAGAUGUACCAGUCCAUUCUGCACGGCCGGCUGCGGCUGCGUCCCAGCGCGUCCCUGACCGCUCAGGAGCUGCUCACGGCGCUUCUACAUAAACAGGCUGCUGAGAGACUGGGCUCAGCACCGGCCGACUUUGGGGAGAUCCAGCAGCACCCCUUCUUCGACACCAUAGACUGGGAGGCGCUGCUGGAGCGGCGUCUGAAACCGCCCUACGUGCCCCACACGACCAGUGACGACGACGUACGUCACAUCGACCCCGCCUUCACCCGGGAGAAGGUUCCCUCCAGCGUGGGCCGCUCGACGAUCGGUCGUUCCGGCUCCACACUCAGCCAGAGAAGCAUCGACAGGUACUUCAUCGGCUUCUCGUACGACCCCGACUGUGAUCUGCACGACGGGGACUAGUGAGGACAUCUAUGGGAGAGGGUGGGUACUAAUGGUUGUCGGUGUGGCCGUUAGGCGCUGUGGUCGCUGGGAGGUGGUGCUGGUGGCCCAGGCCGUACCGCGGCGUCCCCUGUUAUGCUGCGUCCUUUGGAUCGUCAUUGUUGCGUCAUUGCCAGCGGGAAUCAUGCAUAUCUCAGUGAUUUGUGUUAAUUGUUUCGUGGAAAGUGUCGGACAUCGGAAGUGUUUGCCUUCCCGCUAGUUGAUCACGGUUAUGACUUGCGACUUCUCAGGGCCAUGCUAUAGAUUUCUGCCAUUAUUGGAUGACUGAUGGGACCAAUAAUUAUGAGCGAUCGUGCGAGCGUAGCUCGACUGAUGGUAAUGCUAACACGACUGGACUAUCCGUUGGUGGGUUAGACCAGUUGAAUUCGUGCGUCUUCUCGGUAGUGACGUCCAGUUAUCCGCUGAACAUGGCGAAGGUUUGACUCGUCGUCCCCAGACCUAAAGGCCGUAAGCGAGCACAGCGCCUUCUGGUGUCAUUUGCAUCGAAACUCUCGUACGGGUGGUGACAACGACGGCCAGUGAAGCGAGCUUAUUACUGUUGUGGCUCGAUUCGAGUUGUGGAACUUGUUCGAAUGUUGCUCGUUGAAUCAUGGCGCGACAUCACCCGUUCAAGAAUGUGUUGCAUAACAGUUGUAAAGAUAUUGCGUACAAAAGUGAGAUAAUAAAUGCUCGAACGUGCCA
Molecule: messenger RNA, 2697 nt
Organism: Amphibalanus amphitrite
Lineage: Eukaryota; Metazoa; Arthropoda; Thecostraca; Balanomorpha; Balanidae
Product: serine/threonine-protein kinase Sgk2-like
Exons: 10
Coding region: 505-1977 (490 amino acids)
Biological process (GO): protein phosphorylation
Molecular function (GO): protein serine/threonine kinase activity; ATP binding; phosphatidylinositol binding
Source: RefSeq, a predicted model, not a curated record